Messenger RNA from Siniperca chuatsi (mandarin fish), 3193 nucleotides. It is a transcript of the gene asl, whose product is annotated as argininosuccinate lyase. Gene Ontology annotation, cellular component: cytosol. The transcript has 16 exons. The coding region runs from base 232 to 1692 and encodes 486 amino acids. The record is from RefSeq and is a predicted model, not a curated record. Gene Ontology annotation, molecular function: argininosuccinate lyase activity. Lineage: Eukaryota; Metazoa; Chordata; Actinopteri; Centrarchiformes; Sinipercidae.
UGUCAUCCCUGACACCUUGUUUGAGAUCGCGAGACCACGACGUUGAGAUUUGAAAUCCAACAUGGCGGCGCCCGGCAGCUAGAUUCUACAUUUCUGCUAAACUUCAACUUAAAUAUAUACUUUUUUCGGAAACCAGUUUAAUACAAAUAAACACAGGACCACACACCGCAAUUUUAGAGCGGAGGACUUAGAAGCAUUUAUCGAUCAUUAGGGUACUACUACAAGUGCGCAAUGGAAGAGGACAACCAGAUCAACAACCCAGCAAAAAGAAAAAAGACGGACUCAUCCACCGACAGACAGGGAAGUAAACUUUGGGGAGGACGUUUCGUGGGAAACACUGACGCUAUCAUGGAGAAGUUCAAUGCGUCCAUCGAUUAUGACAAGAGGAUGUGGGAUGCUGACAUCCGAGGGAGCAAGGCUUAUGUGAAAGCUCUGGAAAAGGCAAAGCUGGUCACCACGGAGGAGAUGAGCCGCAUUUUACGUGGGCUGGACGAGAUUUCUGAAGAGUGGUCCAAAGGUGGUUUUGUGAUCAAACCUGGAGAUGAGGACAUUCAUACUGCUAAUGAGCGCAGGCUAAAGGAGCUGAUUGGUGCACCUGCAGGUAAGCUGCACACUGGCAGGAGCAGAAACGACCAGGUCGUGACUGACAUGAGGCUGUGGCUGCGAGAUGCCAUCUCGACCCUGACAGGCAAUGCCCUACAGCUGAUAACUACCAUGGUGGAGCGGGCAGCAGCAGAAAUUGAUGUCCUGUUUCCUGGUUACACCCACAUGCAGAGAGCUCAACCAAUCAGAUGGAGCCACUGGAUCCUAAGUCACGCUGUUGCUCUGAGCAGAGAUGUGGACCGGCUUCAGGAGAUCAAGAAAAGAGUUAAUGUUUUACCUCUAGGCAGUGGUGCCAUCGCUGGAACACCAUUUGACAUCGACAGGGAGCUGCUGCGGAAAGAGUUGGAUUUUGACAGCAUCAGUCUAAACAGCAUGGAUGCCACGGGCCAAAGGGACUUUGUCGUGGAGUUCUUGUUCUGGGCUUCGUUGUGUUUGACCCAUCUCAGUAAGAUGGCUGAGGACCUGAUGCUGUACAGCACAAAAGAGUUCUCCUUCAUCGCACUCUCUGACGCCUACAGCACAGGCAGCAGUCUGAUGCCCCAGAAGAAGAAUGCUGACAGUCUGGAGCUGAUCAGGAGUAAAGCAGGUCGUGUCUUUGGCAGCUGUUCAGGGUUCAUGAUGACCCUGAAGGGCCUGCCCAGCACCUACAACAAAGACCUGCAGGAGGAUAAAGAGGCCAUGUUUGACUGCUAUGAUACUGUUCAUGCUGUGCUGCAGGUGUCAACUGGAGUCAUGUCAACUCUUAAGAUUAACCGGACUGUGAUGGAAGCUGCCCUCAGUCCGGACAUGUUGGCCACUGACUUGGCCUACUACCUUGUGAGGAAGGGGGUGCCAUUCAGAGAGGCCCAUGGUAUCUCUGGUAAAGCUGUGUCCGUAGCUGAAUCCAAAAAUAUCCUCCUGAAUCAGCUCACUGUGGACGACCUGAGAGCUGUUAGCCUUCUGUUUGAAAGUGACGUGUCCUCAGUGUGGGACUACUGGAGCAGUGUGGAGCAGUAUAGCGCCCCUGGUGGCACAGCCAAGAGUAGUGUUGCUGCACAGGUGGACCACCUGAAGAACUGGCUUCUGAGAAACUCAGUGACUUCAACCUAAUUUCACCUUAAUAUUUUGAAUCAGGUUCACUGCCAUAAUUUAUAUUAUGGCCAUAAUUUAUAUUAUGGCAGUGUAUGAAAUGUCAGAUUGCGUGCCAGAGUGGCUUUUGUUUUUUUUUUUUACUUGAAUACCAUGUUGCCUUUCAAACAUUCUCCUCUCUUCUUUUUUAGUACGUAUGACAUGGCAGUUGGUUGACAUGUAACCUAGGGAUGCUUUAAUUGAAGUGUUAAAAAGGACCUGACCUGUGUAAAAUAGGUGACAGGUAAAUGUUACUCAAACAGUAUCUUACAGCCUGAUCAUUAAGUUUGACUGAUUUCCACCACACGGGCAUCUGAGGCUAUUUAUCUUCCUGUGUUGACCCACACAGACUCAAGAUGGUGCUGUUUAAUGGCACAGUAAGACUUGUUUUUUUACAGCAGAGACAAAAACAGAGGUGUUAAUUUAUCGGUCAUGAAAAUGGUUUAACGUUACGUGUCUGUCCAAAGUUACAGCUAUAACAGUAAAAUAUGUGUGGUGUUCUAGUUGUCUAGUGAAUGUAAUGGUAACAUAUAUACGAUCACUGUCAAUUUACAUUUAGUUAAUUUCAUAAAACUCACCUGUUGAUGAGCUCCACACAGUGUACUAAAACAAAAGGCAAGGCUUAUUUAUUUCUAUACACAAUUUUAAACAAAAGUUUUAGGCAAAAAUACAAAGUUUUUUUAGGGUGUGUAUACACAAACUUAACAGAAAAAUGCUUAAGAAACAGAAACAAUAAUUGAUUAGAUUUUAUUGACAUGAAAUCAACAAUUGGUAUUGUCCCUAAAAAGCCCAAAAGGAGCAUUCCUAAUGUAAAAAUAUUAAAGUCUCAUUGGUAAUCCUACAAGAGUUCACUUGUAAAUCUGGCGGCACAUUUCUCCCCAGUUUAAAUUUCAUAAAUGUUGAUUAUAUACAAAGCAAUGUAUUAAGCACUUAAAGAGGGUCAUAUCAUAAGCAGGAAUACAGAAGAAGUUGUUACUCAGACAGAUAAUCACAGGUAUUUAUGCACAUUUAGAACUCAUUUGGUUUUCCCACAAUAAACAAGUGUACAGUUAGGUAAAAGCCUUAAUCAUCUAAUCUUACUUCUAUGUUCAAUUGUCUGAACAACAGUACAUAGAACAAUAUACAUGACAAGUAAAGAAGAAAUAGCAGUUAAUGAAAAAGGAAAUUCCUUCAGCUUGUAACUGUCAGAAAGAAAAAACACUUAUUGUAAACCCCUAAUUCUAUACUUUUUAUUCAUCACUUCUUAAAAAACACAUUUAAGGAAAAGCAGAUUAGAGUUAAUGUAAAGCCAUACUGUGCGAAUAUAGAAUAUUGACUCCUAAUGACAACAAAAAUAAGGAAAGUUGACAUAAAGGCCUGCUGAGGUAAAGAUCCCUUCUCCUUAUGUGCUGCAGGAUAUUAAAAUUUACACAGAGACUGAGUGCCAUCCACAGCUGGGCUCAGCAGACUGUUUACUCAUUAAAAAAUGAUGAUUACAGAGUCA